CUAUAUAAAAGAGACACAUGUAACCAACAAUAUUUUGAUCAAAGAUCUUUUUUUUUUCUUCUUAACUCCUUUUGAAAUUUUUCGUUAAUUCGAAGAUCUCUAGUAGUAUCUUUACUUUCUUCAGCCAUGAACGAUCUUCUCUCCCGCUCGUUCAACCGUUCCGUCGCAGACGAUUCAUCGCCGCCGCACUCACACGGCAUCGAGAUGCCAAAGGCGAAACACUCCGGCGGAAGCAAAAAUCUCGACAAGUUCUACCACGACGUGGAGGAAGUGAACGAUGACCUUAAAGAGCUGGAUCGUCUCUGUCGCAACCUCCGAUCGAGCCACGAGCAGAGCAAGACGCUUCACAACGCUAAGGCGGUGAAGGAGUUAAAGGAGAAGAUGGACGCUGACGUGUCUUCUUCGCUCAAGACUGCGAAGCGCGUGAAAGGGAACCUCGAGGCGUUGGAUCGGGCUAACGAAGUGAACCGGGGUUUACCGGAUAGUGGACCGGGUUCGUCGUCGGACCGGCAAAGGACUUCGGUUGUGAACGGGUUGAGGAAGAAGCUGAAAGAUGCUAUGGAUAAUUUUAACCGAGUGAGAGAGACGAUCUCGAUUGAGUACAGAGAGACGAUUCAGAGAAGGUACUUCACCGUCACCGGAGAAAAUCCCGACGAAGAUACCGUCGAUCGUCUCAUCUCCACAGGAGAGAGUGAAACAUUUUUACAGAAAGCGAUACAAGAGCAAGGACGUGGCAGGGUUUUGGACACUAUCAACGAGAUACAAGAGAGGCACGACGCAGUGAAAGACAUUGAGAAGAGCUUGAACGAGUUGCACCAAGUGUUUCUCGACAUGGCUGUGUUGGUUGUUCACCAGGGUGAACAGCUCGAUGAUAUUGAAGGCAAUGUCAAACGGGCUAACUCCCUUGUUCGGUCCGGUGCUGACCGGCUUGUCAAGGCGCGGUUUUAUCAGAAGAACACGCGCAAGUGGACUUGCUUUGCCAUUUUGCUUUUGAUUAUUAUUGUGGUGUUGGUUGUUGUGUUUACUGUUAAGCCUUGGGAGAGUAACGGUAAUGGUGGUGGAGGAGGUGGAAGUUCUCCCCGUCAAGCUACUCCGGUUCAAGCUCAGCCUCCACCGCCUCCGUCUGUGAACCGGCGGCUACUUCGCUAAUUCUUUUUUAUUAUGAGGUUUUUCUCGGUCUAUGCAUGGACUUAUCUAUGUUUUGAGAUUGUCUUUUUUUUUUUAUAUAUAUUAUUAUUAUCUUUUGUAAUGUUUUUUUGUUGGUUUUGUAUAUAUAAUGCGACCAGGACAUAUAGUAUUUGUUUUUGUUUGAUUAUGAAAUUUUCCAUGAAUUACAUUUUGGUAAUUCACACAUUUCACAAUCA
Molecule: messenger RNA, 1364 nt
Organism: Capsella rubella
Lineage: Eukaryota; Viridiplantae; Streptophyta; Magnoliopsida; Brassicales; Brassicaceae
Product: syntaxin-122
Exons: 2
Coding region: 127-1149 (340 amino acids)
Biological process (GO): exocytosis; vesicle fusion; intracellular protein transport
Cellular component (GO): plasma membrane; endomembrane system; SNARE complex
Molecular function (GO): SNAP receptor activity; SNARE binding
Source: RefSeq, a predicted model, not a curated record